GGGGGCAGGAGGGACCGGGAAGGCGAGGGGGGCCCCGAGGCCCCUCCCAGCGGAGCCCGGGAGCAGCGCAGGGCGACCGAGCCAGCCCCGGGCGGCGACCGUGGCCAUGGCGGCCAACAUGUACCGGGUCGGAGAUUAUGUUUACUUUGAAAACUCCUCAAGUAAUCCAUAUCUUAUCAGAAGGAUAGAGGAACUGAAUAAGCAGACCGGCAGUGGGAACGUAGAAGCCAAGGUCGUGUGCCUAUACAGGAGACGGGACAUCUCCAGCAGCCUAAAUGGACUGGCGGACAACCACGCACGAGAGUUUGAAGAGGACUCGAAGCAGCCCACACUGGUGGAUCAGGAGCGGCAUCAGCUCAAACACCGAGAGCUCUUCCUCUCUCGUCAGUUCGAAUCGCUGCCGGCCACACACAUCAGGGGGAAGUGUAAUGUGGCCUUGUUGAAUGAGACGGAGAAGCUGAGCGAAUACCUGGAUAGAGAGGACUGUUUCUACUACUCUCUGGUGUUCGACCCCUUGCAGAAGACGUUGAUCGCUGACCAGGGCGACAUAAGAGUUGGGCCCAAAUACCAGGCUGACAUCCCUGACAAAUUGAAAGAAGGCGAGUCUGAUAAUAGGAACCAGAUGAAGAUGGAAACCAAGGUGUGGGAUCCGGACAAUCCACUAACUGACCGGCAAAUUGACCAGUUUCUCGUUGUUGCUCGGGCGGUGGGGACCUUUGCUCGUGCGUUAGACUGCAGCAGUUCCAUCCGGCAGCCGAGCUUACACAUGAGUGCAGCUGCGGCCUCCAGGGACAUCACGCUGUUCCACGCUAUGGAUACGCUGCAACGUAACUGCUACGAUCUCGCCAAAGCCAUGUCAACUCUCGUUCCCCAGGGGGGGCCUGUACUAUGUCGGGAUGAGAUGGAGGAGUGGUCGUCCUCUGAGGCCAUGCUCUUUGAGGAGGCGUUGGAGAAAUACGGCAAGGAUUUCACUGACAUUCGGCAGGACUUUUUGCCCUGGAAAUCGCUGGCAAGCAUUGUCCAAUUCUAUUACAUGUGGAAGACCACGGACAGAUACAUCCAGCAGAAACGGUUGAAAGUAGCUGAAGCUGACAGCAAGUUGAAGCAGGUCUACAUCCCCACUUACACGAAACCAAAUCCCAAUCAGAUUGUGUCCGUGGGGUCAAAAGGAGGGUUGAUGAAUGGCGCAACAGGAUACCAGAAGCCGGCCGCUGGCCUGACCUGCGAGAGUUGUCACACCACGCAGUCUCAACAGUGGUAUGCCUGGGGACCUCCCAACAUGCAGUGCAGGCUGUGUGCCUCCUGUUGGAUCUACUGGAAGAAGUAUGGUGGCCUGAAGACUCCAACAGCACUGGACGGCGACAAGCAACGCCUUCCUUCGGAGCCCAGGUCGAAGGGCCUGUGUGGGCGCCAGGACGGUCAGGGCUUCCUGUCCUACAACAGCUCCAAGCUCCUGGCUAAGAACCGGCAGACAUUCCUCCUGCAGACGACCAAGCUGACCCGCAUCGCCCGGCGCCUCUGCGAGGACAUCCUGCGGCCACAGAGGGCAGCACGACGCCCCUACUUCCCGGUCAACAUCGGUGCCAUCAAGACCGAGUGUGCCGUCAGACUCCCAAAAGCAGCAUUAAAGCCACUCAGGAUCCGGCCUGUCACUAGGCCGUCGUUAGCCACUAUCGUGAAGGAUUUGGCGGAGCUAGCAGCACGAGGUCUAAUGAAGCCGAGGAUUCUGAAAGGGAGUGAGACGAACCGGACUCUACUGAAUAUCAACCGUGGAACGGUGUCCUUGCUGGGCAAACGCAGCUUCAAUAAGCAGAAUGGGAUUCAGGGAGCUUCGAGUCCUGUUCACAUAAGGCAGAUGACUGCCAGCCCCCAUUUGACCCCCAGCAGACCUUUCUCAUCUGGGAUGAAGUCGGACCAAGUUAGCACUGAGCCAGCAUUGAAGCGGCAGAAGUUAAACCCUGGAGAUGCCCCUGACCCAAUUGUCUUCGUGGCCACUGACCACACCAGGGCGAUUCGGAAAGCUUUGACGCAGUCAGAGAUGAGGAGGGCUGCGCGGAGACCGUGUGUGCAAGUCAACGUAAAGUCCACUGGCGCAAGUCGCCCAGCAGUCCUGGGGGAGCCCAUUGUCCUGGAGGAUUGACCAUGCCCUUGCACGUUCUCUCCCAGAGUAUAAUAUGCACAAGUACGCAGGCACACAUGCACACUUAAUCACAUGCACUUGUGUGAAUGCCUACUAGUCCACACUCGCUGACAUUCUCUUUCUCGAGCCCACACACUCUCUCGUGGACAGUCUCUUACACUCAUUCUCGGACAGUCCCACGGACAAAUACUCUCACACUCUUAGUCAUUCUCAGACACUCUCACAGACACAAACUCUUAGAGUCGUUCUUGGACACUCACAUGGUCACGUUCUCUCUCUCUCUUUCUCUCUGGGACACCAGCACACUCAUUCUCUUUCUCAGGCAUGUGCUCUCUCUCCCUCCUGAAUACUCUCUGUCUCGGACACUCUGCACCUCUCAUUUCCUGUGUGUCUGUCUCUCUCAGGCGCUCUUGCUCUCUCACGGGCCCAUUCAAGCCCUUCUCAAAUCUUCAGGGAUUCAUGUGGGGACAGAAAGGGAUGCUCUCGGUUUUGUACCUGGACUGUGGGAGUGCAGGGCUGAACCCGCCAUGCACUCCUCCGGUAGCCAGCAUCCCCCGAUAAUGCACACGUGUAAAGCAAUGUACAUAAAUCAUAGUAUCUGAUCUCCAGCUUUUUAUUAUUUUAUUGUUUCCCCCCCCCCCCCACCCUGCUUUUAUCCCUCCAGGGUACACCUGGAAGCCCUCAAUAAUGAAUUUCUGAAUGAUUGUGUUUUGGGGAAAAACUUGCAGUGAAUUCUUUUUCUAACAAAAAAAAUACUGAGAAUACUGAGUUGAAAAUUAGAAGUGCUGACCGCUUUGAUAUCAGGAUUAUUGACACGUGAUAAUAUUUUGUGUGCUUUUUAAUUCCUUUAUGCUUUUUUAAAAAAAAAUACUCCCAGUGUGUCUGCGCCGCCAAGGGAGGCUCUCGCUCGUUUGGGGUGUCGGGCGGUGCCCAAGGUGGCACUUGGGGAUUUUUGAGUGCACUUGUCUGGAGGUUUUUAGACACGAGUCCAGAUAUGGCAACCAUUUUUGUAAAAAAAAACAAUUAAAGUUUUUUUUUCCACUCUA
Molecule: messenger RNA, 3186 nt
Organism: Hypanus sabinus (Atlantic stingray)
Lineage: Eukaryota; Metazoa; Chordata; Chondrichthyes; Myliobatiformes; Dasyatidae
Gene: mta2
Product: metastasis associated 1 family, member 2
Exons: 19
Coding region: 107-2140 (677 amino acids)
Biological process (GO): negative regulation of transcription by RNA polymerase II
Cellular component (GO): NuRD complex; nucleoplasm
Molecular function (GO): histone deacetylase binding; sequence-specific DNA binding; chromatin binding
Source: RefSeq, a predicted model, not a curated record